UGUGUCUGUAUUGUAAUGCAGUACAAGUACAAGGAGGAAUACUCUGUGACCUGCAGGUGGUUGAUGGUUCAUGGUUGUGGAUCAGCUGAUCGUCACGUGACUCCGCCUCUUCCGCACACACACUCAGCUGAUCGGAGUCGGAGAAUCACGUUGUCGUGGUUUCAGCACGUCAACAACAGCUGUGGCUGUCUGAUGAUUCAUGUUCAGAAGACAACAACAACAACAACAACAACAACAACAACAUGCCGUCCAACAAAUCAGUGUCCGACGCUCCGAUCACACAGUUCAUCAACUGCAGAAUCCUGAGAGACCACAAGCUGCAGAGAGACGACCUGUGGGUGCGCGAGGGGAAGAUUUUAAAUCCUGAGAAGUUGUUCUUCGAUGAGCAAGGUUACGCUGACGAGCGCGUGGACUGUGAAGGAAGCAUCAUCGCCCCGGGCUUCAUCGACGUCCAGAUCAACGGUGGUCACGGCGUCGACUUCUCUCAGGCCUCGGACGAUGCCGGCAGCGGCGUUUCCUUCGUGGCUCAGAAGAUCCUGGAGCACGGCGUGACGUCCUUCUGUCCCACGCUCGUCACGUCUCCGGCUGACGUCUACCACAAGGUUCUGCCUCAGGUCAAAGUUCACGACGGAGGACGACACGGAGCCGGAGUCCUCGGUCUCCACCUCGAGGGCCCGUUCAUCAGCGUGGAGAAGAAAGGAGCGCACCCCGAGCAGUUCCUCCGAACCUUCCGCUCCGGAGCCGGAUCGCUCGACGACCUGAUGGAGGCCUACGGCAGCCUGGACAACGUCGCCAUGGUAACCCUGGCUCCGGAGCUGAGCGGCAGCCAAUCGGCGGUGAGGGAGCUCUGCCGGAGGGGCGUCGCCGUGUCGUUGGGUCACUCGGUGGCGAACCUGUCUCAGGCCGAGGACGCCGUCCGCAGCGGCGCCUCCUUCAUCACUCACCUCUUCAACGCCAUGUUGCCUUUCCACCACCGGGACCCGGGGAUCGUGGGCCUGCUGACCAGCGACCAGGUGCCCGCGGGCCGGACCGUCUACUACGGGAUGAUCGCUGACGGGAUCCACACCAACCCUGCGGCGCUGCGCAUCGCCCACAGAGCUCAUCCCUCAGGUUUGGUUCUGGUGACGGACGCCAUCGCGGCCAUGGGUCUCCCUCCCGGGCGCCACACUCUGGGUCAGCAGGUCAUCGAGAUCCAGGGUCUCCACGCCUACGUGGCAGGCACCAAGACGCUGAGCGGCAGCAUCGCCACCAUGGACGAGUGUGUGCGACACUUCAAACAGGCGUCAGGCUGCAGUGUAGAAGAAGCUCUCGAAGCAGCUUCGCUCCAUCCGGCUCAACUUCUCGGCGUCAGCCACAAGAAGGGAAACCUGGACUACGGUUCGGACGCAGACCUCACGUUACUGGACGACGGCCUCAACGUCAGAGCCACCUACAUCUCUGGAGAGGAGGUUUGGAGAAAAGGGUCGUAGACGGAGCGGCUGGAAAACCUCCGAGCCUCCGGAGGGCGCUGUUUCCCACGGAAACACAAACCGCCAGCGGACACGAAGUUCAUCUGUGGUUAAUGAGUUGUUGAGUGACGGGCGUCUGUGUGACGCUGCUGUCGCCGUGUCCGUCUGCGAGUUCUGGAACACAUCACUCCAGAAUUCACGUUUUCCUACGGAGGAUGAAUCUCACCUGUCACAUGACGACUGAAUUGCGUCUGGAUUAUUAUUUCCUUCUUCUGUAUUUUGUAUUUUUAUGUCAAAUUUUCUAUGGAAAAUCUUAAUCUGAGUUAAACUUUAUGAAUAAAAGGUGACUUGUUUUGAAACUU
Molecule: messenger RNA, 1810 nt
Organism: Scophthalmus maximus (turbot)
Lineage: Eukaryota; Metazoa; Chordata; Actinopteri; Pleuronectiformes; Scophthalmidae
Gene: amdhd2
Product: amidohydrolase domain containing 2
Exons: 11
Coding region: 243-1469 (408 amino acids)
Biological process (GO): N-acetylglucosamine catabolic process
Molecular function (GO): N-acetylglucosamine-6-phosphate deacetylase activity
Source: RefSeq, a predicted model, not a curated record